Salvia miltiorrhiza (redroot sage) is the source of this 1200-nucleotide messenger RNA. RefSeq lists its product as uncharacterized. NCBI's taxonomy places the organism in Eukaryota, Viridiplantae, Streptophyta, Magnoliopsida, Lamiales, Lamiaceae. The transcript has 2 exons. The coding region runs from base 231 to 1031 and encodes 266 amino acids. The record is from RefSeq and is a predicted model, not a curated record.
ACAGUUCUACUUUAGAGCAGAAAAUAAAAAUCGGAAGGUUUGCACAAAAAAUAAAAAUAGUAUUCUUGCCGCAAAAGCUUUUGUUCACCGAGAUCUUUAUUUAUUUAUUUAAUUUACAGAUCUUAUUUCUCUCAUCAACGCGCCGCCGACGUUCUCCGCCGUUCCCCACCUCUCAGCUUCUGUGCAGUCGCCGCCGUUCCUUCAUCUAGGGCGUAGGACUGGGAUAAAAGAUGGACGAUGUGAUAACAGACAUUCCCCCGCCUUCAAGACUUCUCUUGGAAGAUCUAAACAACUUCACUCCACCACCACCUUCCCUUCCAUCUCCGUUCCUGGUGUUUUCGUACACUGAUUCAAAGAAAAGCUUCUCUCCCGCACUUCUCCUCAUUGCCAUGUCUUCCCCAUCUCUUCACCUCUUACACCACUUGUCCUCAAAAAAUCUUAUUGGGACGCUUAUUCUCCCCGAGAUUCCUUUUGCUGGAAACUCUGUUGAGCCUUCACUUCGAGACAAAUCAUGCAAUAUAUAUGCCCUCAAUGAAGCUGAUAAAAUGAUCAUGAUUGUCCUGGUUCAGUUUCCUGUUACAUCAGAGAGAGCUAAUGCAGUGGCUAGGUUGCUGAUUGGUGAAAAGAUCACACCUCAGAGGGUUUUGAUUCUGGAUUCUGUUCAAAGCCACAACUUUCGUGGCAGGCUCUCUCCUGACGAGACCAUCGCCUUCAAGCUGGAGACGUCAUUGGAAAGAAAACAUUCAGAGGGCAACGCUUCUUUUGUCAAAGGUCUGGAUUACUAUCCAUCAGGAAGCAUGGUAGAUGGCUUGGCUGCUGCUCUUUUGUGUCGAUGCCAAUUGAAGAAGAUCAAGGGAACUUUAUGCGUUUCGUGGCCUGAUUUUGGUACUCCAGUGAUGUCUCUGGUCAAGUCUCUCUUGGUCAGGAAUGUUUUGGCAGGCGUAAACUACACCAUUGAUGAGGACUACGAGGACGAGUAUUUGAGGUUGAGCCGGAGAAAGGAUCGUGUGGAUUCUGACUUGUAUACAUGAUCCAUGAGUUCCUAGACAUGCCAGUUUCUGGAGGCAUCUAGAAGAAAACGACAGUUACUUUGAUAAUGUUUGUUUUUCUGUACCCUUUUUAGGUCAUCAAAUUUCACAUUGUUGUUAACAUGCACUUAUUUUCAUCAAUAUAGUAACAUUUUAAUUUUCAUGGUGCCAA